Fusarium odoratissimum NRRL 54006 is the source of this 862-nucleotide messenger RNA. RefSeq lists its product as uncharacterized. The coding region runs from base 172 to 579 and encodes 135 amino acids. NCBI's taxonomy places the organism in Eukaryota, Fungi, Ascomycota, Sordariomycetes, Hypocreales, Nectriaceae. The transcript is spliced from 2 exons. The record is from RefSeq and is a predicted model, not a curated record.
GAUCGAUCGGUGUAUGCCGCUGCCCCGCAGCGCGGCGUGGGUGAUAACGGAACCUAUACCAUCCCUUGAAUUCCUGCACCCUUGAUUGACAAUCCUGAACGGCCGAAGACACAACCUAUCCUGCUAGCCAAGUGUUCAGCCGACUCUGUGUUAUAAUGUCCACCGAAGCCAAUGUUCGCAAUUUCUUUGCGUCCUCAGCCUCCGCGGCUGUGGGUGCUAGCUCAAACCCCGCCAAUUUCGGCCACCGAGUCUAUGCGUGGUAUCUCUAUCUCUAUCAUGACUUGCCAGUCACUCCCAGUAAUCCGGGGUCGGCAACUAUUUCUGCUCUGGAAAAGGACCAUCCCACUGUCCCCAGCGUCGCGGCGCUUCCCAACCCCAACCAGACGUCCAUCACAGUCAUCACUCCCCUCGGUAACCCUCAAGGUGCUCCAGGAGGCAAAGGAGCUAAGGAUCCCAUCCGCGUGGCUGCAGCCUGGUAGCUUUGACGAUGACGUCCUCAAGUUUGCCAAUGAGCAAGGCGGAUUCAAUGCAGUCGUGGCUGGCGAUGCCGGCCGGGUCUCCAAGGGUGGUGCAUUUUAGUGUAUAGUAAGCGAAGGCUGAAAGCAGCUGGGAAGCUGUAAGAGGUCAAUUGGAGGGCAGAGAAUCAUGACCGAAGAACACGUAGUUUGAUGGUCAUAUCAUAUCUUACGAGCAGCCUGAGUUUUGGUACGCUCCCGCCCUCUCAGCUUAUGAGUUACCCGGUGGGCCGAGAAGCUGUUAGAUACGCAUGAAUAUAACGGGGUGAGUGUAUCCCAGUGUGGACCAGAAUGUGAUGAUGUUAUUGCUUGCCGACUUGAUUCUUUGGGUCAGUCUGUCCAUGAGG